Molecule: messenger RNA, 3215 nt
Organism: Bursaphelenchus okinawaensis
Lineage: Eukaryota; Metazoa; Nematoda; Chromadorea; Rhabditida; Aphelenchoididae
Source: the annotation of a GenBank genome assembly
AUGGCUCAUCAUAACGCAUUUCCAGUUGGUAAUGCUCGUCCUGGAGCUAUCAAUGCUAAUUCCAGAACUCGAUAUGCUAGCCCUACACCUGGUGGUCCUGAUCCAUCAUAUGGUACUUCGAGAGCUGGUUACGGUAACUCCGUGGCUGGCAAUUUUUUGGUACGUCCACCUGUUGUUCAUGGAUCUCCAAGGCGCGGUCUGCCUCAAUAUGGUAUUCCGGGGUCUACGAAUGGUACUCCUAGAUCUGCCAAUGGUACUCCUAGAUCUGUGAAUGGUACCCCUCGCUCUGCCAAUGCGGCUCCUCGAUCUGUCAAUGGUACUCCUGGAUCUACGAAUGGUACUCCUAGAGUUGUUAAUUUUGCACCUAGAUCUGUUAAUGGUACACCUAGAUCCAUGAAUGGUACACCUAGACCUGAACCUAACUACUGCAAUCCUGGAACCAGUUACAGUAAUCCUGGAGCAAGUCAAAGAGCCCUUGUGCCUGUCUACCGUAAUCUUAGACAUAGUUAUGGUGCACCUAGACCUCGCUUCAGUAUUCCUGGCCAUAGCCACAGUAAUCUCGACCUCAACUACAGUAACCCUGGAUCAGUAAGUGCUCGUUCUGCAAGUUACAGUAAUCCUGCUUCAAACUACAGUACCUUCCACUCUCUCCACUCAAACUCAACGUCUAGCCACAAUAUUUCUGGACCAGUUGCUAUCCGAGCCAAGCCCACCCCUUUGGCUAUCGAAGAAGAAGCUCAACUGCUACAAAUGUUCUACACGAUUGGUGAGACACUGUUGACAAAGAAACAAGCAAACCAAGACCUUAAGGCUAGGCUUGACAAAACUGCCACAUCCCUCAUUAAAAUCUGUCGACGUGGUGAACUACACCCAAGUGUUAUCAAUGCUGUAGUGGCGGUUUUGGAGAAUGAUAUGCGAACAGAUGUUGAUAUUGCUACAGUAAUGAACUUGGUGGAUGAAUUUUUAACUUUUUGGUUUUUACAGCAACGUGUGACCGAGGAUUCUUUGAAAAAACAGAAUAUGGAUCCAGAUUCUGAGGUUGAUACUCAAGAACAUGAACUUGAAGAGCUUGCUGAUGAUGAAGGGAUUGAGCAAGAAGCUGGAGAGGUUUAUGAAGUUUGUAAUGAAAGACAAGAAGUUGAAGAGCUUUUUGAAGAUGAGGGGGUUGAACAAGAAGCUGUUGAACCAUGUAAAUUUAUUACUCAAGGAGAAGAAGAAGAAGCUGGUAAAUAUUCUGAAGCUUAUAUUCAAGAACAAGAAGCAGAAGGUGCUACUGGAGAUGAAUGGCAUGAACCCGAAGAUAGUGAACGUUGUGAAGUUAUGACACAACAACUUGAAGAGCAUACAGAUGAUGACUGGCAAAAUCAAAAAACUGGUGUAGCUUGUGGAGUUAGUCAUCAAGAACAAGAGCUGGAAAAGCAUGUUGAAGGUGAAUGGGUUGAGCAGGAAGCUAUUGGAGCUUAUGAAGUUAAUACUCAAGAACAAGAAGUUGAACAGCUUACUGAAGAUAAAUGCCAAGUACAAGAAGGUAUUACAACUUCUAAAGUUAGUGAUCAACUUGAAGGGCCUGCUGAAGACGAAUGGCAAGGAAAAAGAACUACAGAGCUUUCUGAAGUCCACGGUCCAGAAAAAGAAGCUGGUAAAUCUUUUGAAGUUAGUGAUCAAGAUCAAGGACUUGAAGGUCCUGCUGAAGAUGAAUGGCAAAAACAACAAGCUGCUGAAUUUUCUGAACUUAACAUUCAUGAACAAGAAAGUACAAGACCUUCUGAACUCCACGGUCAAGAGCAAGUGCCCCCAGAGUUUUCUGAACUUCACGGUCAAGAACAAGGACUACCAGAACCUUCUGAACUCCACCGUCAAGAGCAAGGGCCUCCAGAGUUUUCUGAACUUUACAGGCAAGAACAAGAACCUCCGGAACCUUUUAAAGCUAAUCUUGAAGGACAAGAAGCAGCUAAGUCUUUUGAAGAUUACUGUCAAGAACUAGAAACUCCAGAGCCUUUUGAAGCUAAUCUUAAAACACAAGAAUCAAUCAGACCUUCUGAAGUUUACCGUGGACGACUAGAAGCUACAGAGUCUUCUGAAGCCAAGUUUCAAUCAAAAAAAGAACCCAGUUCUCUUCAAGUCCAUAGAGAAGCAAAAGCUACACAGACUUUUGAAACCUUUCAUCAAAGAGUGAAAGCUACACAGACUUCUGAAGCCAUGUUUCAAUCACAAGAAAAAAACCAGUUUUUUUUCAAGCCCAUCGUCGAGAAGCAAAAUCUACACAGACUUCUGAAACUUAUAGUCAAAGGCUAGAAACCACAGAAUCUUCUGAAGCCUACGAGUUACCUCAAACCCAAUCAGAAGAACCUCCAAGCUUAUCAGAUGCUCAGGUUGAAGUUACAGAUUUGCAACUUCAAGAUGCAGAUUCUCGACUUCAAGACACAGAUUCUCUACUUCAAGCUACAGAUUCUCAACUUCAAGACACAGAUUCUCUAAUUCAAGAUGCAGAUCCUCAACUUCAAGGUACAGAUUUUCAACUUCAAGCUACAGAUUCUCAACUUCAAGUUACAGAUUCUCAACUUCACGAUACAGCUUUGCUACUUAAAGAUACAGAUUCUCGACUUCAAGAUUCAGAUUCUCAACUUCAAGACACAGAUUCUCUAAUUCAAGAUGCAGAUCCUCAACUUCAAGUUACAGAUUCUCAAAUUCAAGCCACAGGAGAAUAUAGCCCUAGGCCAAAACGUAUUCGACUUGAUCAAAUUCAUCUUCAACCUACGAGAAGAUUUCAGAAGCCAAUGCUCAUAAAGCCAAUUCAUAAGAAGAAGAUGAAAGAAGCAAUUUCACUUCUUCCUCGACUGGUUCAUGAAGUUGAAAGCUUCAAAGAUACAAUGGCUCUUUUUUCAAAAAUUCUUCAUGAUUUUGAUGUGGAAGCUUUUUUUUCGUUGAAGGUAAUUUUAUUUUUAAAAAAAAUUUAAAUUAAAACAAAAUUAAAUUUAAAAAAAAGUCAAAAAAUUUAAAAAAAAUUUUUCAAUUUUUUUUCGGAAAUUUAAAAUUUUUUUAAAAAUUUUUUAUGACAGAUUAUUUUUUUUUUAUGUUUAUUGUUAUAGGAAUCAUCAAUUCAAACCAUAGUGCUAAAAAAAGUCAACAAAGGAAAACUUCUAGUUGUGGUGACAGUACCUCCUAAUACCACGGCAAUAAUACAUUAUGUACUAAAAACGAUUGUAAAAUUUUAA